AUGACGUCUCGGAAGAAGGUUCUACUCAAGGUGAUCAUCCUUGGAGACUCAGGGUAAGUAGAACAUUUGCAGUGUGAAACCUGUUCAUUCCAAAUUGUCCUUCCCACACAUCGCAUCCUUCAUGUACAUUGGGUUCCCCUCAUUUUUGGGUAAAGGUGCCUAAAGAUGCUUUUAUCUAAUUUUGUCCCUGCCUGUUUGCUCAUCACUCUCCUCUCUAUCUCCACACUGACAGAGUUGGGAAGACCUCUCUCAUGAACCAAUAUGUGAAUAAGAAGUUCAGCAAUCAGUAUAAGGCCACAAUCGGUGCUGACUUUCUUACCAAAGAGGUGACGGUGGAUGACAGGCUUGUGACAAUGCAGGUAAUGGACUCAUCUCUAUCCUUGACCAUGCACAUCUUCCAUAACCCCUCCUCUGUAUUGUGUCCCAAUACCAUAAGUCUAAGCCUAAUAUAAAUGUAUACAACUAAACAUUUUAGUCAAACCUUUCUCUAUGUAACAUGGUCCCUUUGGAUAUGUAUUGAGGUGCAUGUAGUGGUGAGUUCAGUUGUGAAUUUCAUCCUUUCUACUAGAUCUGGGACACUGCAGGGCAGGAGAGAUUCCAGUCAUUGGGCGUUGCUUUCUAUCGAGGUGCAGACUGUUGUGUCCUUGUGUACGAUGUUACUGCUCCAAACACCUUCAAGACUCUUGACAGCUGGCGCGAUGAGUUCCUGAUUCAAGCCAGCCCCCGUGACCCAGAUAACUUUCCCUUUGUUGUGCUCGGCAACAAGAUUGACUUGGAGAACAGGCAGGUCUGUGCAUAUGCCCAAAUAUGUGAAUUAUAUGAAGUUGUGCCAUCAAAUCAAAUGUUAUUUGUCACAUGUGCAGAAUACAACCGGUGUAGAUUUUUUACCAUGAAGUGCUUACUUAAGAGCCCUUUCCCAACAAUAUAGAGUUAAAAAGUAAAAAAAUGUGCAAAAAAUAAAUAGUAACAAUAAAAUAUGAAUAACCAGACUAUAUACAAGGAGUACCGGUACUGAGUCAAUGUGCAGGGGUACAAGGUAGAUGAGGUAAUAUGUACAUGUGUAGCCUCAGAUAGUUUUUUGUUUGCUGUGUGAAAUGUCAUUUGUUAAUAUGAAUAUUAUAUUACUGACCAGGUGACGACCAAGCGAGCCCAGGCGUGGUGUACGAGUAAGGCCAGUAUCCCAUAUUUCGAGACAAGUGCAAAGGAGGCCAUCAACGUUGAUCAAGCCUUCCAAACUAUUUGCCGAAAUGCUCUCAAACAGGUAGGCCUAUGCUGAUUGAAUUUGGAUCAUGUUAAACUCAUGACGCAGCUUUCACACUUUAAGAACAAUUUAUUGAUGCAGAUACAAGCAUGCAUUCACUUUGGAACUUUUUUGAAGGCAUUAACCUGCCAUGUUUUCCUGUCCUCAUUAUUAGGAGUCAGAAGUGGAGACUUAUGAUUUCCCAGAUCAGAUCAAACUGAGGGAUGACAGACCAGCCUCCUCCAGUGAUGGCUGCAGCUGCUGAGGAAGGGAGGAAACAUGACAGAUAUACACAUUGUUUGAUUGAAGGGGGGAUUACAAGAAUGUACAUUCGUACCAUUUUGUCUUCACAUAUGCAAGAUCUCAGACGAAAAAUGCAAAAUCAUCCCCCCUACCCCCCGUUUUUCUCUUUGAAGUUCAUGUGGCAGGAACUGAAACAUCAGUUACAUCAAUAUCAGUAUUUUCUCCAAGACAACGUGCUUUGUAUUUGUCAAACAUUUAGUUUUUGAUACUCUCAUCAGUCCUGCAAUAAUGUAUGUUAUGUCGGGGAGACAUCCGAUGUAUUCUCCCUUAUCAACGUGCCUUCCAUUUCCUUGUGGUCUCUGUGCUAGCUCAUUGUGUUUGUUGUCAUGGUAGUCAUAACUAUAAUGGUUCCUCUUUAAAGAACUUGGUGUCACAUUUAUCUGCACUACUAUUGUAUUUCCUCUUCAAGGUGAAGAAUUAUGUACAGCAUAUUUGCAUGAACAGUGGAGAAGAAAUGGUAGACAGUUUUAAGCUGCUGAUCUGAAAUGAUGUAAAUUGUACAAAUGGGACUCAAGUGUGAUCAUGUGUGUGUGUGUGUGUGGGGAGAG
Coregonus sp. 'balchen' is the source of this 2091-nucleotide messenger RNA. The record is from the annotation of a GenBank genome assembly. Lineage: Eukaryota; Metazoa; Chordata; Actinopteri; Salmoniformes; Salmonidae.